GGCGGAGGAUUCAACCUGAAGCCGGGAAAAGUUUGAGACGUUUUUCAUCCUGAGAAUAUAAACUUUAGACAUUAAACACUUUUAUAAAAGCUUUUAUCUUCACCGACAGAGAGGAUUUAAACGACUUUUAUUCAGUGGCGGGAAGAAGAGGAAGAGCCAACAUGGCGGAGUCAGGAGGACAGAGUCGCUAUGAGCGUCUGACCGCAGAGCAGAUGGACGAGCAGAGGAUUCAGAGCGAGGCGUAUCAGUACCUGUGCAGGUUGGAGGAGGCUAAGAGGUGGAUGGAGGCAUGUCUGGGGGAGGAGCUACCUGCUCCCACUGAGAUGGAGGAGGCGCUGAGGAAUGGAGUUAUCCUCGCCAAACUGGGUCAUCGAUUCGCACCGAACGCCGUCAGUGUGAAGAAGAUCUAUGACCCCGAGCAGCUGCGCUACAACGCCGUGGGGCUUCAGUUUCGCCAUACUGACAACAUCAACCACUGGAGGAACGCUUUGACAUCUCUCGGACUGCCAACGAUCUUCCAUCCUGAAACUACAGACGUUUACGACAAGAAGAACAUGCCACGAGCUGUUUACUGCAUCCACGCUCUCAGUCUGUUUCUGUACAGACGGGGUUUGGCUCCACAGAUUCAGGACUUGUUUGGAAAAGUCAAAUUCACAGAGGAGGAGAUCAACAACAUGAAGAUGGAGUUGGAUAAAUACGGGAUCCAGAUGCCGGCGUUCAACAAGAUUGGAGGAAUUCUGGCCAAUGAGCUGUCAGUGGACGAGGCUGCAGUCCAUGCGGCGGUGAUAGCCAUUAACGAGGCGGUGGACAGUGGGCGUGUGGAGGUGACGGUAGAGGCUCUGAAGAACCCUAACGCACUCCUCACUGACCUGCAGGAGGCGCUGAUGAGCGUCUACCAGGAGAUGCUGCAUCAGGCCAGAAGAAGAAAAGAGGAGCAGGCAGCCCGCAGGGGCGGAGGUUCAGAGGAGAAGGAUAUCUACGAGGAGUUUCUGACUCAGAAGGAGAUCCAGAAGAAUAUCGACAUAGUGAACAUUCGCUCAGCAGUGGAGCACGUGGAUGAAGCUUUGGAUUCUUCGGAUGAACUCGCUCUGCUCGCCGCUCUGCAGCUGCCAUGUUUGUUCCUCAGGGGCCUCCGUACUGACAACGGGCCCUGGUACCUGGAUCAGCUGUUUGCAGACCGCCAGCAGAAGGCUCGGGAUCAGGGCUCUGUGGAUCCUCUGGAGCCUGACGAGCUGCAGGAAGGAGUGACCACCGCCAACCAGGACGCCACGAGAGCCAGAAACAUGCAUGCAGCGGAGCAGUGUGUGAAUACAUCUCUACGUGGCAAUGACCCCCGACACACAGUAAGCUGUCUGAUGACCUCUGACCUUCAGCUACCUGACGUGUUUCCGUUUGCUGCAAGUCUUUAUCACCGAGAGCUGCAGCUGCUGCAGAGACGCAGCCCACAGGUACACCUGCACACUCACCUGACAGACAGACCCCAGG
Labrus bergylta (ballan wrasse) is the source of this 1485-nucleotide messenger RNA. NCBI's taxonomy places the organism in Eukaryota, Metazoa, Chordata, Actinopteri, Labriformes, Labridae. The record is from RefSeq and is a predicted model, not a curated record.